AUGACAGGCUACAAUGUGUCCAGUAUAUUACCAGUCGCACACAAGAUGGCUGCCGUAAUAAAGAUAUUCGUGAAUGGCAUCAAAUUAGCCGGUCGGCUAGGGGAGGGGACCGCGCGGGGGGUGCGGGGUGCUAGUGUCGGAGCGGGAGGGGGUGGUGGCGGCGCGGAGGGGCUGAGGGGGCCUAUACGCCGCAUCAGCGCCGUCGCCGACCGGUCACCGAAGCGCUCUAGUCGCUACUCGCUCGCUAACUCGCGCGUCGCAAAGUAG
Molecule: messenger RNA, 267 nt
Organism: Danaus chrysippus (African queen)
Lineage: Eukaryota; Metazoa; Arthropoda; Insecta; Lepidoptera; Nymphalidae
Source: the annotation of a GenBank genome assembly